CAUAGCUUUGGUGCAAUAAAUAGCUGGGGGCGGGGGGGGGUAUUUUGCCUUAGGAGACUUUGGCUCCAGGGAUCUGAAUCCCCAGCACUGGAAACAGUAGCGAGAGGUAAGUUGAGUAGGGGAUGAAGCGGAAAGGCAGAGAUCAGCUGGUAGGUGAAAGAGGGAGAGAAACGGCAGAAAAGGGACGGGAUUGCAAUUGGCCGGUCAGGGUUGCAAACAGGGAGAAGACAUGCAAAGGACCCAGAUCUUGCGGGUUGUCUGUGCACCAAUGCGCCCUUUUCGAACUGGGAAAGGAGCAAAGCUAAGAGAUGCAAAAACACUGGAGAGAAAACAAGGUUUCUCUAACUAAGUGUCAGCCUUAAGCUUAUGGGGAAGGGAACCUGUGGCUCUCUAGAUGUAGGGGGAGGACAGCAACUCAGAGCACCUGCCUUGCAGGCAGAAGUUUCCAGGUUCAAUCCCCACCCGAGCGUCUGCAUUUCUUAAUGCAAACUCUCUUUUCUAGUCCAGGAGCUUCAGUGAGAAUAAAAAAUGGAAGUGCAUGAACCACCAGGACCUGGACCAAGCAAGCGAUUGGAUGCAGGAAGAGGCAAACCCCACAUCCCUCAAAUGGGAGCCACCAGGGAGUUACUGACGGGGGCUGCUCCACAGCCCGUUAAGCAAGAACCGAAUGAGCAGGGCUGGGAAGGCCAGUGGCCAGGAUUCAUGGAGACCCUGCCGGCCCCUCAGUCCCAGAGGAAAACUCAACGGCUGCUUGAGCCCACCUCAGGAGAGGGUGCUGAGGGAUUCCAGGUCUCCUUUGAAGGAGCUGAGGGCAGCCUGGAGCACAGAGGAGGGGACAUGUCUAGCACCCGGCUAGGCCUCAGCCGAGAGAGCCUAGAUUCUUCAGUGAAAGUGAAGGAAGAGAUUCUGGAGGACGAGGACGAGGACACUGUCAGCAGCUACUUCAAGGAAUUCACCGGCCAAAGAGCCAUGGAGGCCCCAGAGGUAAUUUAGCCCACUCUGGGAAGCUUUGCAACCAGGAUUUAUUCAACCUUCCCCUUCUGCCCAUCUAUAUUGUGCAAUAAAUCUCAAUUUUAUAGGGACUUGACACAGCCACACGAAGCUUGUCCUGCAUGGUUGUUCCCUCAGUGCUGGGUGGAGUGGUGAUUGCGAGAAAUCAGAAUUAUUGGCAUUGAUGCAGACUUUCUAAUUUGUAUCUCCCCACCUCCCUUUCUAUUUCAGAUGCCACCAGGAUCCGUUGAAGACGUGGCAGCUGAUUACUCCAAGUUAAUCUCAAAUCCUGUGAAGGGCCAAAUUCCUCUGGAAGUCAAGGAGGAGGGUUGCGGAGAGGCCAGCUUGCUGGGUAAGGAUUUGAAUCCUGAAAGUUAGUAUUAUUUGGAAACUUCUAGAUGCUUCUGAUAGGCAGAAGUUUUUCUCCCUCUCUUUCAACACUAUGACUCAGGGACAUUCAACAACCUGAAUGCUGGAAGAUUCAGGACACAUUUGUAAGGCUUGUAUUUCUGCACAACUUUGGGUUUCCCUGAGCCUGUUGAUGUGUGGAUGGUAGCUUUUUGGCUACAUCACUUACAGGAAAAACUCAGUCUUAAGAGUGGAGGAUUGGGUAAUUCACUUUAUUCCUUUGAGAAAACUUUUUCUAUCUCCAGUACAGGGUUUAACUCAUGCCGUUAUUCUGUUUCUUCCAGUAGGCCAAGAGUGGGAGAGCGUAAAGGAGGCUUUUCCACUUAAGCAAAUUGACACCAGUGGAAUAUCCUUGGAAAGAGCUAAAGGGGUGUUUUUCCUGGGUAGCGAGGUGGACGAGAUCCCUGCAGUUCAAGAAUCCAAGCAGGAGUACCGUCAGUGGACAAUGCCAGAAUACAGGUUACUUUGUGAGGAAGGUAACAGUGGCUCGUGCAAAGGAAGUUUCCAAGAUAAAUUCUUGAGGCAUGAGGCGAUACAGAUGGACUCAGAGUGUGGAAAGAACUUCUGUCAGGACGUUGAUCUAACUAAGAAUCAGAAAAUGCUGUACACAUGCACAUUCUGUGGGAAAAUUGCUAACAGGAGAGCAGACCUUCUUGUCCACGAGAGAACCCACACUGGAGAAAAACCAUACAAGUGCUCCGAGUGUGGGAAAAGCUUUAAUACCACAUCUUACUUCACAAAACACAAAAGAAUACACACGGGAGAGAAACCGUAUAAAUGUUCAGAGUGCGGGCAAAGCUUCUGUCAGAAAGGGAAUCUGGUUUCACAUGUCAGAAUCCACACGGGGGAGAAACCAUAUAAGUGUGGGGAGUGCGGACAAAGCUUCAGUCAAAGGAAAAUCCUUGGUAAACACCAGAGGAUCCACACGGGAGAGAAACCGUAUAAGUGUUUAGAAUGUGGGCAAAGCUUCAGUCAGGCAUCACAUCUCCUUACGCACAGAAGGACCCACACAGGAGAAAAACCUCAUAAAUGCUCAGACUGUGGGAAAAGCUUUAAUCAGAAAGGAGACCUUGUUAUCCACAAGAGAAAGCACACUGGGCAAAAGCCAUAUGAAUGCUCUGAGUGUGGGAAAAGCUUUAGCACAGGCUAUCAGUUCAUAAACCAUAAAAGGUUACAUACAGGGGAGAAACCCUAUACUUGCUCAGAAUGUGGACAGAGCUUUAAUUGGAAGUCAAACCUUAUUACACACAGGAGAAUCCAUACUGGUGAGAAGCCAUAUGUGUGCUCCAUCUGUAAGAAAGGUUUCAGCGAUAAAUCCUCCCUCACUAAACACCUGAGAACCCACACAGGGGAGAAACCCUACAAAUGCUCUGAUUGUGGGCAAAGUUUCAAUUUGAAAUCAAACCUUAUCACACACCAGAGAACCCAUACUGGAGAGAAACCGUAUUCGUGCCCUGAGUGUGGGAAAAGCUUAAGUCACAGAUCCUCCCUUACGAAGCACAUAAGGACCCACACAGGAGAAAAGCCUUAUGAGUGCUAUGAAUGCGGGAAAAGCUUUAUUUCUAGCUCUGACUGUAAGAAACACGAAAGGGUACACACACGAGAGAAACCAUACAAACGCGGGAGGAAAUGUCCACUAUUCCCUCUGUUUCCGUAACAGAAAAUCUACAUGUGAACCUUUAGGAUGUCUGUGAAGAAGAGUUUGGAGUGAAAGCUUCAUAAAUUUAGACUGUGUGAAUAGUUUAUGCUGGAGAUCAAUGGCUACUAGAUUAAAAAAAAAAGUGAAACUAUACAGGGUUUUUUAUCUCUAGGCAACAUUCCAUUCAUUGCACAUGGAAAGCAGACCUCAUAGAUAGAUUCUUGAAAUUCCUUGAUAGAAAUUAAGUCAUUGCUAGAUUCCACCAUAUUAAUAUUUAGUUUAGUUGCUGAAAUUCAUUGGAGACAGAUGGAGCACUAACCUCACUCUCCAACAGCCAGAAGAUUAUCCAAAACUCAGCAGGGAGGAUAGGGACAAAACCAGAACUAUCAUGGGCUCUGGCUCCACCUACUGUUGGCCUCCUUGCCUUCCCGCUACCAGUCACAGUGGGCACCGUUCUCCACUGCUGAACAUAUGGGUGCUGAACUAAUGUUCCAACGUUUUAUCUUGCUCUAGAGAAAUCUGAUGGACUCUGGGCCCGAGCAUCCAAAAGGUUGGUGUUGGCUCCUUAGAAGAUCCAAAUAUUUAUUCACCUAUUUUGGAGCGCUGGUGCCUACAAACAAGAGAAGCAAAAUAGCUGCUGCUAAAAAGAAAAAAAAAACACCCGGAAAUAUUGUGUGCAGCUAGUAAAAUUUGUAUUGCAUUGGGGUGAUUUUGAUAUUAGUUUGUUUGUUGGUUUCUCCCUCUCUCUUUUUAAAGGUUUUCAAUAUACCUGUUCUGUAUAGUUUUCUUUUCAGCCAUUGUUAGCCUCUGUCUGGAGUUGGAUGACUGGAAGUUUUGAAUGUGGCCCUGCAGACCUUUCUCUAGCCCUGGGAACUCUCUCCAGGCAUCCUGAGUGCUUUUGCCUGGCUGGAAUGUGUCCUUGAACUCUGAUCAUGCCUCUUGCUUCCCUGGAUGGAAGACACAAAGGAGGUAUAAGUGUAGAAAAGUUAAUAUCUGCCCAUUUUCACUUCUGGCUUCACUCAUCCCUGGC
This is a messenger RNA of Podarcis lilfordi (Lilford's wall lizard), 4067 nucleotides long. The record is from the annotation of a GenBank genome assembly. Lineage: Eukaryota; Metazoa; Chordata; Lepidosauria; Squamata; Lacertidae.